AUGUCUAAAUAUGAUGGAUUAUACUAUGAACAUGUUAUGAAUGAUGGCACGAUAAGUGGUAAUACAGUCUCAUAUAAAUUACCGAGAGACUUCAUUGAAUAUCCUGCGUCAAAAGCUCUUGAGAUAAGAAAGAUAAGUCUUGAGCAUCCAGACUUUGAGUUUCUUGCUAUUCCAUUAGAAAUGACAGAUUCAUCAAAAUCAGUGAAAAAAAGGUUUGACAUGAGAUAUUACAUAAAACCCAACAUGACUACACAGGAGUUGAAUGAAGGUCUUAUGGAAAAAAUGACUGAGGCAAGUAGAGAAUUUGUUGAUUGUUACUAUGAUUCAAAUGAAAAUAAAUUGAAUGUAUUAAGAAAAGGUACAUCACCAAUCAUAACAUUACCUUCAUACAGUAGUAUAGAAAAAAAUGCCUUGAAUUAUAAAUAUGACAUGUCCCUAGGAGAUGUGUUGGAUUUCAUCACUGCGUUAUUAGAAACCACUGAAACAGACACAACAUCAAGAAAACCAGAGCUUGUUUGGGAAGAUGACCAUGGUAGAACAUUCACGCAAAAAGUAAUUCCAUCGAAAGCAAAAUUUUUAGACUUAUGGGAAAAAAAAUAUAUCUCGCGAAUGCAUGUAUAUUAUAGUUUUACCAUAGCAGAUUUCACUGACGAAAAUGAUAAAGAUAAAAAAACAUAUAAGUACUUUGAUGAGCUUUUCAUAACUAUAGCGAAUAUCAGGUUUAUCCUUGAGCGAAAGGGCAAACCAACAUAUAAAUUUGUCGGUUAUCAGAUAAGAAUAAAUCCUCUCCUUGAGCCUUUAGUAACGUUGAGUAAUAUUGCUCAUGAUAACAAACAAUUUAUAUGUAAUGUGAAUGAACAGCUUGUGCCACCAAAAUUUUACGAUAUCACUGGUUAUAAAGAUGCACUCGUGUUUGAGUUUUAUAAGCGCUUUUCAUUCAAAAGAGUUGAAGAAUCAACUGAUGGUCAAAAAAAGGAAUAUUAUGUAAAAGAACCAUAUGAAAUUCCUAAAGACUCUAAUAUAAUGGUUGAACUUAUAUUAGAGUCUGGUACUCAAUCUCAACAUAAAUAG
Trichomonas vaginalis G3 is the source of this 1071-nucleotide messenger RNA. RefSeq lists its product as uncharacterized. NCBI's taxonomy places the organism in Eukaryota, Parabasalia, Trichomonadida, Trichomonadidae. The record is from RefSeq and is a predicted model, not a curated record. The coding region runs from base 1 to 1071 and encodes 356 amino acids. The transcript has a single exon.